AUGCUAGCCCCGCGUCUCCACGCUGCAAUCUCAUAUAUCCUCUGGCGAGGCCGCCGUUCUAGCAUCCAGGGCGAUGCCGCGCAAGUGAACGUUGCCGUCCGAAAGACUGCUGCUCCGAGUCUCCUCAUUAUGAUUCCUUCACUGCUCCUUCUCGCUCUGGGACCAUGGCUCGUAGACUGGCAAGUACCCGGACCCGAAUCACUUUACGAGUACGUCAUCGUCGGGACCGGCGCGGGCGGCGCUCCCUUGGGCGCCCGACUCGCCUCGCUGGGACACAGAGUUCUCAUGAUCGAUGCCGGAGACGACCAGGGCGAAUCCUUUCAGUACAAGGUGCCUGCUCUGAAUCUAAAAGCAACCGAGUACGAGCCCAUGACGUGGAAUUACUACGUCGACCACUACAGCGAUCCAACACGGCAGGCCAAGGACACGAAGAUGACUUACACUACCUCCUCUGGCCAGAUGUAUGUAGGGCGCAACCCUCCGGCCGGUGCUAAACCUCGAGGUAUCCUGUAUCCUCGUGCGGGCACCCUUGGCGGCUGCACGGCUCACAACGCCAUGAUCACCGUGUACCCGGACGAAGCUGACUGGAGCAACAUUGCCACCCUGACGGGAGACGGGAGCUGGUCUGCGGACAAGAUGAAGGAAUACUUUAAACGAAUCGAGAAGAACCAAUACUUCCCCUCGUCUCCCGUGGGUCACGGCUAUAACGGGUGGCUUGCCACCAGCGUCACGAGUCUGACGUUCGUCAUCCAGGACACGAAAUACAUCGGCCUUGUUCUCGGCGCCGGGGCAGCUCUCGGCCAAGGCCUCACGCAGAUCAUCACAGGCGUUGCAGGGCUCGCCAAGGUGCUCGUCCGCGACCUGAACUCCGGGUUUCCAUGGCGAGACCGGCGAGAGGGUCUGUUCCAGAUGCCCGUCGCCGUUAGAGGAGGAGACCGGUCCGGCCCCCGCGACUUCAUGAUGGAUGUCAUCAAGGCCAAGGAUUCGAAGCUCGACAUUCUCCUCACAACGCUUGUGACGAAGGUCCGGUUCGACACGACCAAGAAGACGCCGAGGGCGAUCGGGGUCGACUUCAUGCAGGGGAAAAGCCUCUACAGUGCGGAUCCCCGCUACUCGCCGUCGCAACAGGCCGAGGCGUCGGGCAGCGUCAACGCCAGCAAGGAAGUCAUCCUCUCGGCGGGAGCGUUCAACACACCCCAGCUGCUCAAGCUCAGCGGCAUCGGCCCCAAAGCCGAGCUCGAGUCGUUUGGCAUCCCGGUUCUGGUCGACUCCCCCGGGGUUGGGACCAACCUGCAGGAUCGGUACGAGACGACCGUCAUCUCCAAGGCCAGCAGCGACUUCAAGAUCACGAGCAAAUGCAAGUGGCUCGAGACCGAUCCCGACCCGUGCCUCGAGGACUGGAAGAAGUCGGGCUCCAACGACGUCCGCGGCGGAUACACGAGCCCCGGCCUCGCCCUCGCCGUGCUCAAGAAGUCUUCCGUCUCCGACGACGGCAACCCCGACCUCUUCAUAUCGGGUGCGCCGGCCUACUUUACGGGCUACUACCCGGACUACUCCAUCAACGCGACGGCCGACGCGAAGCACUGGACCUGGGUCGUUCUCAAGGCGCACACGCGCAACCGGGCCGGCACCGUUCGGCUGCGCUCGACGAACCCUCGCGACACGCCGCUGGUGAACUUUAACUACUUCGACACGGGCACGACGGCCGACGACGCGGCCUCGAAGGACGCGCAGGCGCUCGUCGAGGGCAUGAACUUUGCGCGCAAGGCCUUCGCCAAGGCGGUGCCCCUGCCGAGCACCUUCAAGGAAGUCUGGCCCGGCGACCGUGUCAAGAACGACAGGGAGAUGCGGGAGUGGGUGCAAAACGAGUCCUGGGGACACCACGCGUCGUGCACGUGUCCCAUCGGCGCCGACGGAGACAAGGGUGCCGUCCUCGACGCCAAGUUCCGCGUCAGGGGGGCCGACGGCUUGAGGGUCGUCGAUGCGAGCGUCUUCCCACGGAUUCCCGGCUACUUUCUGGUCCUUCCCGUCUACAUGAUCAGCGAGAAGGCGGCAGACGUCAUUCACGGCGGCUCCUGA
Messenger RNA from Drechmeria coniospora, 2079 nucleotides. RefSeq names its product glucose-methanol-choline oxidoreductase. The record is from RefSeq and is a predicted model, not a curated record. The transcript has 2 exons. NCBI's taxonomy places the organism in Eukaryota, Fungi, Ascomycota, Sordariomycetes, Hypocreales, Ophiocordycipitaceae. Gene Ontology annotation, molecular function: flavin adenine dinucleotide binding; oxidoreductase activity, acting on CH-OH group of donors. Bases 1 to 2079 code for a protein of 692 amino acids.